Messenger RNA from Pseudomyrmex gracilis, 4224 nucleotides. Its product is annotated as phospholipid phosphatase 1-like. The transcript is spliced from 7 exons. Gene Ontology annotation, molecular function: phosphatidate phosphatase activity. Gene Ontology annotation, biological process: phospholipid dephosphorylation; signal transduction; phospholipid metabolic process. The coding region runs from base 627 to 1643 and encodes 338 amino acids. The record is from RefSeq and is a predicted model, not a curated record. NCBI's taxonomy places the organism in Eukaryota, Metazoa, Arthropoda, Insecta, Hymenoptera, Formicidae.
ACGAUAAUUAAUCGUCGAGCAUUCGCUGAUUAUCGUCGAACUUCAUGGCGAAGAUUCGCUGAUUAUCGUCGAACUUCAUGGCGAAGUCGUAUCAAAAACCGUAACGUCACUCGCUCUCUUAAUUUUCUCCUCGCUGCCACUUACGAAAGCCCUCGCGACGAAACCACGUCAGAAACGCUAUUCUAAAAUGGAUUUUGAUCGUUUGAGGAAGAAGAAAUCUGUUUUACCAACCAAAGAAAUCACGGGGAACGGUGCAGAAGAAGGGGAACGGCAAUGAGGAGAGAGCGAGAGGAUGUCCCAACUUUCAUUCCGCGAAUAACACGACCUCUUUCUGGAGACUCCGCGCAUAGAACGCGCGGACGCGACUCACGUCGCGCAACAUAUUCGUUACUACACCGUUACUACGCGUCACGAAGGUUGAAUCACGGGUGCGACGAUGUGUCACUAGGUGUUCGAUUCAUACAUCAACGUGUGCGUUACGCGCGACGAACUGGCGCCGUUUCGUCCUGUUUUUCACGAUUCGUGAAAUUAACAAGUCAGACGUCUAAUCGCAGCGCGAUCAUCCGCUUCCACCCCGUGGAGAACACACAUUUUUGCAUGGUAUCCGAAGAUCGCGCGCUGGAAAAAUGCAGAGAUCCAGGGAACAGCUGACGAAUUGCAGCACGGCGACGUUGGCGACCGAAGUCGCGGAAAACGAAACAACGACCAUAUCCAGAAAGAUCAUGAAUGUCUGCGGGAAAGGUAUGCGCUGGACGCACAUGGUGGAUUUAUUCCUGGGGCUAUCAGUGAUUCUGCUCGUGAUAGUUCUGGAGCUGAAUCUUCUGCCACGUGUGUAUUCGAUGGGCUUCUUCUGCAACGAUCCGAAAAUCUCGUUCAAGUUCACGGGCGACACGGUCUCGAUGGGCAUAUUGAUAGCCGGCAGCGUCGUUCUACCUUUAAUAGUGAUGGGAGCCGUGGAAUAUACUUGUCCCGUUGAGUGUUACGAAAGCGCAUCGAAUUGCAGCAGAAACAGACGAAUCUGGCGUUGGUACUAUCAUUACAGCGUAGGAAUUAUCGCCCUCACAUUAAUUUGCAGUGUCAUAAAGCAAGUGAUCGCGGAACCGCGGCCGCACUUUCUCGACACGUGCAAACCACACGAAGCGAGCAACUGCACCGAUGAAUAUAUCAGGUUUUACACAUGCACAAAUACUGAAACUUCUCAGUGGUACAUCAAAGACGCCAGCAAGUCGUUUCCAUCUGGUCACUCGGCGCUUUCUAUUUACACGAGCAUUUUUCUAGUGUGGUACCUGCAGAACCGCCUGUCGAAGCGAACAUUGUUGCUGAAACCGUGGCUGCAGUGCUUCUCGGCCAUGUGGACUGUGAUAUGCUCGAUGACUCGAGUGGCCGACAACCGGCAUCACUGGUGGGACGUUCUCGCGGGCUGCUCCAUCGGAUUCGUUUUUGGUCUGUUCGUCGUCGUUAUUUCUUGCCAGCACUUUCGUCUCGAGCGCCUCGGAACGACGCACACGCUCAACGAAUACCUGGACAACGGUCAGAUCGGCGGCAACGCGAAACAGAGCGUCAAGAAGCUGCUUAGCCCCGUAGUGGUCGAGGUCUCGGAGAAUCGGGAGAUGAAGAACAUCGAGACUACGCGGACGAAAUAAAGUGCACGAAAAAAUAUGUUACGUCGUAACAUAUAUAUAUAUAUAUACGAUACGAUUUGAAAGAUGAGAAGUGAGGAGAUGCAUGGACGUUCCUAAUUAUGAAAAUGAUCGAAUUCCAGAUCUGAUUUUCGUAGGAAGAUGCGACCUUUACGUAGAAUUCUUCGGAUAAUAUUAGGAAUAUGUUAGCGCCUAGAGUCGGUUGUUUUUCUUUUCGAAGUACAUGCGCGUGUAAAGAGUCGCAUCGUAUAAUCGUGAACAAAAAAUAAACACUUUUCCCUCGGAGCUGUGUUCUUUUUUUGCCACGAUCGAUCGAUCAAAGAGUGAUACGACCGAGAGCACUGUUGUAUCCCUUUGAGAGCGAGGAGCGCACGUAAUGGUAUUUUUAUUUAACUCACUCAAACUGCUCAGUAUAUAGUAGUCGAACGUUUGUAUAUAAUUAUGCAAUUUGUACAUAUACUAUAUCAUUCCGUUAAAGAAAUACACAUAUCAAUAGUCGCAGGCAUAUCGAUUGCGAAGUUUUCGCGAAUUCGAGGUACCACUAGAGAAAGUAUCUGGGAAAAAAAUCCCUUUAUGUGUAUGAACAAAUUCCAUAAUACAACCGGAUCGAAUUUUUUUUUUUUUUUUGUUUUUUUACAUAUGCGAAAGUUUUCUCCGAAUGUGGAAAAAAAUUCUCUCGUAUUUGCGCAUAAUCGUAGACUGAUUUUCAUUUAGGAAAAUCUUGUUUAGUUUACGAAUUUCGUUAAUUUUAUUAUAUUGCUUGCUGCAUGCGCAAUUUUGUAACAUAGUGAAUGAUUUGUGCAGUAAACAAAAAACAGGUGACGCACACACGUACCUUUAAGCAGAAUAUCGAACACAAUGCAUAAAAAUAAACUUAAUCGCUCGAAUAACUGCAACGCAAGAUUUUCUAGAUGAAAUGCGAAACUUUAGUUACGUUUUUAUUUUCCAGACACUUUUUGUAAAUAUUAUAUUAACUCUUAACCCGCGAACUUUGGUAUACGUCGUCACAGAUGUUUUAAUGUGAACUUCGCAUAGAUUUCACAUAAACAAAAUCUCGCAUACAUAUCGUCCUGAUAUUAAUCAGUGACGCGAGGCCAGUUUUAUCCGAAAUUCUUCUCACAGAAUACAAAUAAAUAAUCAUGCAGAAACGAUAUCGCGGUCAAAGAAUCGUUUUUUUUUUGUUGCACAUUCCGAAAUAUUAGAUUUUUCCCAAAUUUACAUAUUUUAUCGCACGUCAUACAUAUCGUAACAUUUUUACUUGACUUGCGUGAGAAUAGCAGCGGAACCUCGUUUCUAUGUUAGACAACAAAAAAAUGUUCAGAGAAGUAAACACGUGUUUUACAAGCAAUAAUAUGUUUUUAGUAGAUAUUACGAUAAAUAUUACAAAUACGAAUCGUUUUAUUACAGUUGGGAAGAAUUUCGGCGCGAGACAGAGAUUAUCACAUUUUUAUAUGAUUUCUAAACUAGCAAAUUUCUCAGUUUUAAGUGUCUCUUUAAUAGAGUAGGUUUUAGAGAUUUUUCUCAUCAGAGGAGCUAUCUUGUUGCCACAUCGACUUUGUCAACUUUAGAUCGCUUUCUUCUAACCGAGAUUUUUCGUUUCUUGUAUCGGAAGUACUUUCUAAUGAAAUAUUAAAUGCGUGCGUACAUACGCACGCGUACGUACACACGCGAGGAACAUAAAAUGUUCACCUGUCAAAGUUAUGGACCAUAAAUAUGAGCGGUGUUUGUAUACCGCGAUGUAACCAGCAAUACGGAGGAUAAUGAUAAGUUAAGCAAAAUUAAAGUGAUUACAUCGUACGUGAGUGUGCUUUAAUACACACGUUGUCGAUUGUUAUUUUUAUAGUGUAUUACGCUUACCUCCCGUAAGAAGCGUGUUAUUUAAGAUAGCGGCCGAUUUCCGGCCGUGCAAUUACGUACAUAUACAUAUGCGAGAAAAUAUUGUAAAAAAAAGUAUUACGUUUGAAAAAUAAUAAACGGGACGGGCUAGUCAUAGAGUCGUCUUUUUUGUUAAAAAAAAAAGCGUACUUUAUAUUUAAUUUAAUUAACGUCUGUCUGUGUGAUGAGUUUUAUCAUUAUUUAUCGUGCGAUUACGAUAGAUUUCGCAAUUGUAUGUACGUGCUGUCGCGACUUAUUUACGACCAAGCGAAUCUAUUUUCUUAGACAAUAAUUUCCACAGUCGUAACAAAUACGUAAUAUUAAAAGUACAACAUACACGUUCCAUUCUUCUUAAAUCAAUUAAUCGAAAUAGUUACUUAUAAAUGCAAACGAAAACCGAGAUAAAGUAUUAAGCUUGGAAAACUAAUAUAAGUACGUGUGUAUGUUUUUGUAAAUAUAAGAAAACAAUUAUAUACAUUUCGAUAUAUGCGUGUAUUAUUGUAAAUACAAGACGUGUAACAUGUGUACAUCUUAAUGCACAUGUAUAUUUCUCUUAGAUAUUGGUACAAAGGUUUUUUUUAGAAUUUUAGGGCCGUACCGGUUGCACAGCCACAUUGAAUUAUGACGUCAGAAGCGAGAGAAAUUUAUAUAAAUUUAAUUUAAAAAAAAAAAGAGAAACAUUAUACAUAUAUAAAAAGUCAUUCUUUUU